Molecule: messenger RNA, 790 nt
Organism: Paramecium pentaurelia
Lineage: Eukaryota; Ciliophora; Oligohymenophorea; Peniculida; Parameciidae
Source: the annotation of a GenBank genome assembly
UAUGUACUCUUAAGGUCCUUAAUAUCCAAAUUCUAAGUUCAAAACCUAACUUUGUAGACAUUUUAGUAUUGAUUUAAUAUUAAUCUAAAUAGCCUAGAAUGGUGUUUGUGCUUUAGCAAUAAGAUGUUAAUUUGCACAUGGACCAUAAGAACUUCGAUAGAAUGCUUAACAACCACAAAGUUUCCCAGAGUAAACAAUCUAAACAAAUGCAUAUAAUAAAGUAUAGGGAAUCAACCCUAUGAUAGUAAAUUACAAAAGUAAUAAUAUUAAGGAUUAAUUAAUAUAGCAUAAUUAUGUAAGCAUUUUAAUCCUUAAACUGGGUAAUGUAAAAAUGGUCCUACAUGCACAUUUGCACAUGGUGAAAAUGAGUUAAAUACAAUGCCACAUUUACAGAAUUAAUAUUUGUAAUACUUUUAUUUGAUUAUUUUCGAUUAGAUUGAUGUAAUAACAGAUGAAAUAAAUGAAUUAAUAAUAAAUGUAGGCAGAAUUAACAUAAUAAAUAUUAGUGAUGAUUUUAACAAAUAUGGAACAUAUAUUUCCAGGAUAACAAGUACGAAAUACUUUUUAAAUGUAGCAAAUUAUUGCAUUGCUGAAACAGGGAUAAGAGAAAGCAAAAUCAGGAGAUACAUAAGGAGCAAGUGAAAUUAUUAAACUUAUUAUACAUGAUUAAGAUAGAUCAAAAGAAGAGAAAUAAUAAUAUCAAUAAAUUUAUAAUAAUGCUUAAAGGCAUUAUGAUUAAAAAUUGAAAGAUAUUUAAUCUUCAUAAUAGUAGUAAUAAUAGCUUUAUUGA